Molecule: messenger RNA, 809 nt
Organism: Drosophila mauritiana
Lineage: Eukaryota; Metazoa; Arthropoda; Insecta; Diptera; Drosophilidae
Exons: 3
Coding region: 233-670 (145 amino acids)
Source: RefSeq, a predicted model, not a curated record
UUUAAAAGUGUAAAAUAAUAAUUUUAAAUUAUUUGCAAAAUAUCGUUGGCACUUAAGGGUUAAUGCUACCGUUAUAUUUAUCUAUCUGUGUGGCAACUCCACUCGUCUCCAACAGUUUCCCCACAGCUGGCAACGCCCCGUAACGGUUGCCAAACAAAUUACCGUUGCAUGGCAACUCGUUUGUUUGUGCCUUUGUUUACAAGUUAACAAAAUCCUUUUGCAAGGACGCACAAUGGACCUAAUCAAGGAGAUCAACGACAAAUACAUGGCGCUCGAGGCGGAGAUCGACCAGAAACUGGAGAAAGUGCAAGCCGAGGAACUAAAGCUGGAACGGCAGAACGAGCAGCUGGCCGAGACUUCAAUCUGUGCACCUGCUCCCAAGGUUCUGUCCUACGAAGACGCUCUCCUGCGGAACACCAACACCCUGAAGGCUCUGGAAAUAGCCAAGGCCCGUUUGAGAUCGCGUUCCACGUACUCCCCCGUCGAGAAACUCCUCCAACAAGCCCUGCAGAACUACCGACGGGAGCUGGAGAGUCUGCAGGACGCAGAGGAUAGGCGCAAGGAUCAGGAGAACCCAGAAAACCAGGAGGAGGGGGAGGAGGAGGAAAACCUCUAUGAUCUGGUCAUGCAGAAUGUGAUGGAGGCCAAGCGGCAACAGACCGAUCUAUAAGACAUGUAUUUCCCUGGAACUCGAGCAAUUCAUGAGGCCACAUAUGAUCCAGUUGUAUAUAUUGUUCACCAGUGAGACACUGCCAAGCUGAAUAAACAAGCCGCAAGUGUACACAUUUGCUGGAAAUUGAAUCGAGAAA